CUGACGGUGUGUACUGGGUUUACCCUGAUGAAGAAGAACCAUUUCAAGUGCUGUGUGACAUGAAAACUGAUGUUGGAGGAUGGACCACCUUUCAAAGGCGCAUGGAUGGCUCUGUAGACUUUUAUGUCGACUGGGAUUCAUACAAAAAGGCUUCGGAAAUCUGGAGGGCGAGUUUCGGCUAGGGAACGAUUAUCUUCACCGUCUGACUGCAUCUGCCAACAUGAUGGUUCGCACUGAUAUGGAGGAUUAUGAAGGCGACCAACGAUUUGCUGAGUACACGACUUUCUCUGCGACCGACGACGGUGAUAAUUAUCGAGUGACGAUCGACGUAUACCGAGGCACUGCAAGGGAAUCAUUGCAAUUUCACUCUCAGCCCAUCAGAAAUAUGAGGUUUACAACCAGGGACAAGGACAACGACGUCUAUGAGGAUGCAAAUUGUGCAGUGCUAUAUAAAGGUGGCUGGUGGUAUAGUGACUGUCGUGCCGCUAAUCCAAAUGGUUUGUAUCAGGGUGGAGGUUACGCUUAAGGAGUCACAUGUGCACCAUUUCGAGGA
Messenger RNA from Pocillopora verrucosa, 553 nucleotides. Lineage: Eukaryota; Metazoa; Cnidaria; Anthozoa; Scleractinia; Pocilloporidae. The record is from RefSeq and is a predicted model, not a curated record.